AGAGUCCAUGCGCUGCUGAAAGUAGGUUAGCAGGGUAGACUGAGAGGCAGAACGCGGACAGCAGCGGCUCAGCCCACAAACACCGACCGACCGCGGAGAACCGAGUCCUACAGCCCGAGUUUUACUCUGUUAGACAGAUUUACGGGUUAAAAGCGCGAUAUUUCUCUAUUCCGGCUAUAAUGCUCCAAUCUGAAUCCGAAAGCUUAUUUUUAUCAGGCUGUUUGACUCCAGCUCGUUGAGGACUUCACUCCGAUAAGAAGAAUAAACUGCGGUGAAGAUGAGAGCUCAAAUAGAGGUGAUUCCGUGUAAGAUCUGCGGGGACAAGUCCUCCGGGAUCCAUUAUGGUGUUAUCACCUGCGAAGGCUGCAAGGGGUUUUUUCGCCGCAGCCAGCAGAACAACGCUAUGUACUCGUGCUCUCGACAGAGGAACUGCCUGAUCGAUCGCACCAACCGCAACCGCUGCCAGCACUGCCGCCUGCAGAAGUGCCUGGCUCUGGGCAUGAGCCGAGAUGCGGUAAAGUUCGGACGCAUGUCUAAGAAGCAGCGGGACAGUUUAUAUGCGGAGGUUCAGCGGCACCAGCAGCUCUCCCAGGACUGUCUGUCAGGGCUGGCAGGGGGUCUUCCCGGGGGUCUGCCCCGGGAGCAUGAGGAGGCCGGUGAGGACAGUGGACACAGCCGGUCGUACAGCAGCGGCGGCUCCAGCGCCGCCCUGAGUGACCUGGACGACAUCGCCACUCUGCCCGACGGCCUGCUGUUCGACCUGCCGCUCACCCCGGGCGAGGCGGGCGAAUACUGCGGCCUAGACCUGCUGGACGGCGGGGUGGGGGGCGGAGCCGGAAGUGCAGGCAGCGGCAGCUCGUCCAAUCAGAGCUCUCCGGAGCCCAGCAUCAUGGACAUGGCUGAAGUGGAAAGAGUGAAGCACGAAUAUCAGCUGCUGCCUGAACCCAGCAUCCUCACCCACACGCUGCUGGGAGCGCUGCCUGACAGCUGCUCACUCCUCGAUAUAGAGCAAAUUACCCAGAAUGUGGUGAAGUCUCAUGUGGAGACGUGUCAGUACACCUCAGAGGAGCUGAAGCGCUUCACUUGGAACCUGUACUCACCUGAAGAAACCCGCUCCUUCCAGCUAAAGUCUGCUGAGUGGAUGUGGCAGCAGUGUGCCCUGCACAUCACUAACGCCAUCCAGUAUGUGGUGGAGUUCGCCAAGCGCAUCAGCGGCUUCAUGGACCUGUGCCAGAACGACCAGAUCAUCCUCCUCAAAGCAGGAUGUUUGGAGGUGCUGCUGAUUCGUAUGUGUCGUGCAUACAACUCCGCUAAUAACACCAUGUUUUUCGACGGCAAGUUCGCCAGCCCUCAGCUCUUUAAAGCACUGGGCUGUGAUGACCUGGUGAAUGCUGUAUUUGAGUUGGCGAAGAAUCUGUGCCGUCUUCAGCUGAGUGAGGAAGAGAUGGCGCUGUUCAGCGCUGCUAUCCUGCUGUCACCUGACCGGCCCUGGUUAACAGACAGUCAGCAGGUGCAGAAGCUACAGGAGAAGGUGUAUGUGGCGCUGCAGCACAGUCUGCACAUGUCAGGAGCAAACCCAGAGAAACUGGACAAGAUGGUGUCUAAACUACCACAGAUGAAGUCCAUCUGUAACCUCCACAUCGACAAGCUGGAGUUUUUCCGCCUGGUCCAUCCCGAGACGGCCUACAGCUUCCCCCCACUCUACAGGGAAGUGUUCGGCAGCGAGAUCACCUUCCCCGACUCCACCGACAGCUAGAGCAGGCGAGAGACAGGGGGAGGGAGCAGAACAGAGAGAGAAAGAAAACCAGGGUUACUGAUAGAGAAAAUAAAAAGAGGAGAAGAGGGGGAUAGUGAGAAGUAGGAGAGGGGUAGAAAUAAACAGAUGAGAUAGUAGUGGGUGAUGGUGAAGUGAGGUGUAAAUCUGAGAUAUAAAGCUGGAAAACUUUUUUUACUGUAAAAAAAAAAAAACACACAGCAGAACGAAGGAAAAUGAUGAGAAUCUGACCAGCAGCCCACAGACAAUCCAGUACACCCAGUUUCAGUCCUCCACCUGUACAGGAGCACCACCUACACCCACACCAGUAUAGGGGAACCAACUCAGCGUUACACCCCCACCCCCCAAACCCCGCCCCUACAGCAGCACACUCUGACACGCCCCCUUUAGAACCUCUGAAUGCGCAUAAAGAUCAUCGACAAGGAGCCGAGACCAGUUUAUUACUUUAAAAAUUAUUACAAAAACUAAAUCUCUAUCCCGUCCUCAGGGACGUCCUGUAAACCUGGAUUACUGUUCUGUUCUAGUUCUAAUACACAGGACCAAGACUCGGUCCUGCAGUCACUCAGCACUGCCCUGAGUUCAGUAUUAGCUCAGCUCUAACAGACCAGUUCAGACCAGUUCAUACCAACCAGUUUAACUCAGGAAACAUUAGCUUAGGAACCUCCUCUUAACGUACUGUUAACUUACUGUGUACUUAAUAAUUAGAAUUAAUGCUUCAGUAUUAAGUAUCUGUUACACAGUAUUGGCUGAGUGUUAGUGCUGUGUGCUAAUUCACCACAGCAGUGUAAAUGAAGGAAUUGAAAUCAGGCAACAAACAAAUCAUUAAUAUAAUAAUGUGGGGAUGCACUGGAACAACAAAAUAUUUUAGAUGUAUUUUCGUCUCAAUUUUAAAUAAAUUAUUAAUCUUUUCACUCUUUUUAUGUACAUUUGUGUACAACUCCAAAAGUGUACAUUUCCAGCAGAAUAAAUAAUAUUAAUAAUAACAUUCUAAAAUUCAGCGCAUCCAUAUAAAAAUUAUAAAAAUAUCAUUAUAAAACAAUAUGUUAGUGUUCAGAUGGAAUUACUUAAUAUUAGUGAAUUAGAAUUUUUUUUCUUUUUUUUGACAAUAAUUUAUACUAUGUAACUGUUUUUAUUUAUAAAUUUCGUUCAUUCAUUCUGAAAUUUAAAAGAAGGGUUUGUUAAUUUAAAAAUAGGUUUGCAAUAAUAAUAUAUACCUCAGACAAUUUACAGAACUAGCAUAUUAUGAUUGUUUUCCACAGCCAGAUCAACUUUACUUUAAAGAUACAUUCCACAUGUUUAAUCAGCAGGUCAGGACUUUUGAACGACUGUAUGUAGGAGAAGCAAAAACAAUAAAUUACUUAAAAUUCCAGGCAACAGAGUUCUGAAUAAGGUCUAUUUUAUUGCCUGAUUUAGGAACUGGAACAGAGCGGUAAUCCACGCCGCACUCCUGCCUGCAGUCGCCCUCGGACAAAUCAUGAAUGUACGAACGCCCCAACGAUAGCACUUAACCUUGGGAUGCGGCCGAAUGUAUUUAUUUAUUCGUGUUUUAUUUUUGUAUAAUUUUUUUCUUUCCUGAUUUUUUUUCAGUUGUUAAUGAAAACCAGUGUCAUUUACUGGAGACAAUCACAAGAGCAGCAGGUAGUGUCCGAAUCCUCAGCCGUACGAAGGGACCAGCCUAUAGGGUCAAAAAGUAAACAAAAUCAAAAUCAAUACCAACCCUCCUGCUCCAACCAGCAGAACUGAACCAGUAAACUUUAAGAGUGCUGGUGUAGAUUUUACUGUGGUGGCAACCAGUCGUGGUCCUGGAGCUUCCCGACCUCCAUAUUUUAUAUAAUAUAAAUAAGGAAUGUGAGUCAAUGACAUGACGUCUGUCUGACUGCAUUAUUUUCAGUAUAAAAGCAUACAAAAAUAAUAAAUGCAUAACAUUAUAACGCAUUUAUAUAUAUAUAAUUCUUAACUUUUUCUUUACACAAAACUUUCGUUACCUCCCAUUUUUCUAAAAUGUAUCAACAUUUGAAUCUAAUAAUAAUAGCAGUAACUGUAAUAAAUAAAAAAUAUAUACCUAAUUUCAGGGGCUAAAAAUGUGAUUUAAUUAUUUUAUUAGCAAAAUAAGUCUGUUAAGAGUAAAAGAAAACUGUUAUGCCUGUGGCUUUAUAUUUCUUCUAUGUCAUUGAUUAUUAUUUCUGUUAUCAGAUGUAUACGAUAUACGAUAUAAAUAUACGAUACGAUAUAAAUAUAAAUAUAUAUAUUUUGUGAAUCUCAGAUUCAGUGGGAAACCCAGGACCAGGCUGAAGCACCACACGCUAAUGUGCAAUAAUAUUAUAAAAUAUUUAGUACUGUCAAUUUCUCCUUUUUCGCCCAACCUGCCAAGACACCAGCGAGGUGUAGGACGUUUGGCUGAAGGCGACUUGUUUAUGGCACUUCUGUGUACCACGUGUACAUGCUCACGUUCGCUCAGGUGCUUGUUUUAGAUAGUGUUUGGUGCUGCUUUGUUUUCUUUUUAGGGUUUUUUAUGUUUUAUUAUGUUAAACGCAAUGAGAAACCUCAGUCCCAUGUCCCCCGCCCUUAUGAAUGAAUGCCACUUAAAAGAAAGUCGAUAAAAAGAUGAAUUUUUGUUUUUCCUUUUUAAUUUAAAUGUACAUUUAUAGUUUAUUUUAAAUAGGAAUGUAUAUAACUAUAUAAUUAUAAAUAUAUAUAUAUAGAGAAGAAAGAGAGAGGGAGAGGUGUAGGUAUAGGGGAGGGAGGGAGAGAGAGAAAUCGACAGGAAAAUGCAGGUGAGAGUUUAAAAGGUGAAAAAUUUGGACAGACCUUCAUAUGAAACAUCAGAGGCUGCCCUGGGACCGGACACUCGAACUAUGAUGGACUAUAAAGCACAGACUGUGACGGUGAAAUGGAACCUGUAAGGAACAGGAGCUCCAGCUUCCGCUCUUUUUUGUUGUUGAUUGUUUGUUUGCUCGUUUUUGGACUCCACAACCCAAGCCGAGCUGGAUGAAGCUCUAGAGCACCUGGUUCUUCAGAACCCACAGGGCAACUCUCUGUAACGGACCUUUCGAGGCGCAGCCGUUACUGCUGCAGUUCUGAAACUCUGCUCUGGACUCUGCAGUGUGAGGAAUGGCUGAGAAAUUGAAGUGAGACUGGACUCUUCUUGGCCGGACGUUUGACACAAACAUUCACCCACCAGCACGCGGCGGCGGUGGCGAGGGUCAGGUCGAGGAUUGGAAAUGGUGCGGUUCUUAGUUGUAUUAUUUUGUAAAUUGUGGUUCCUCUAUCCUUUUCCCCCCCUAAAUCCCAGAUUCUGUGGCCCACUUCCUGUCCCUCCGUGCUCCACUUCCUGCUCGUACACCUCGGCAUGAUGGAAAAAAAAAUACCAAGGUGGACAGAGUUCUCAGCUACCCCCCUGAGUCAGGGUUUAUUGUAGUGUUUAUCGUCGAUUUUUAUGCUUUUAAAACAAUCUGAUGCAAAGUAUGAAAUUGUAUCUUUCAGAGAUUUUCUGAAUCUCUAUGAAGUCGAGUGCGAGCUUUUAACUUUUAAGAAUUUGCACUGGAAAACUGAGCUGCCUGAGGGCUUUGUAAAUCUCAAAAGGGACACUCUGGCCGAAACAAUCAGUUUACCUGUUCUUACCCAGUAAUGUGAGGGUGUACAGUGAUUCUGAAUCAUUAAGAUGUUUCCACUCGAGAAACUUCAGAAGCAAACAUUGGAACAGUAUGAAAAUGCAACCAAUAAUAAAUAACAGUUUUCUUCCAUUUAUUUUUAUUUUACUGUAGGCAGGUGAUCAUACUGAUGAUUUGGUACAAAAGACUUUACGGAAGCUUUAUGUUCACCAUGUCCAGCAGCAGCUUCACUUCUCUACUGGACUCUGGGAUGUCAAAACUGAUGAAUUCUUUACUCUCUUAGCUUUGUGUGGAAUGUGUAUCAGGGCUGAAACAGCAAGCUCUAACAGGAAUAGAUGUUUAUUAAUAAAUUUGAGCAAGUUGAGCAAAUAAAACAUAAAAUAUCUUGGGUUCAUUCUGUUUACAAUCAAAUACAUUUUUAAAAAUAAUAAUUUUUAAAUAAGGGUUACAGUUACAGUUUUAUACUACAGAAUAUUCCAGAAUAAAGCUAAAUAACAAAUUACACACAGUUUUAAGUCAGACUGCCCCUUUAAACUGUUUUACUACUGAGAAGACCACUCCAGUUUACGAUUCAGAACACACCAGUUCAGUGGAUUGCUCAGUGUAUCACUAUUGUUAUGAUAACCCUCAUAUGUAGGUAUAUAGCAUGUGGUCUCUUUGUUUAUGAAGACUCACUUUCCACAACAAAGUCUCACAAAGUGUACAGCACGAUCAGGUGAAUCUCUUUUAUAUAGUUUAAUGAGGUUCGGUUGUUUUGUAAAGAGAAAACUGUUUUCCAUCGACUUUUUACAGAAACAGUUGUCUUUUAAAGUGUCACUCAGGGAGAUAGCUGGUCUCUGUCUUGCCAGUGUUCUCAUUCUGCCGACCAGACACCAAUACACACACACUUAUACACACAAUGCUACACGCACACCACACUUUGCACCGAAUAGGAGACCCGAAUCCUUGAUCACUGUGUCCUGUAGCUAUAUAUUAUACAGUAUAUAUAUUUUUGUGAAUGUCAAUCACAAAGUGUCAAAGACCUUUCCUCUUUCUUCUGAUGUUCUACUACAGGAGCCUGAGUUAUAUAUACGCCAGGAUAUAAACAAGACAAAAAAGAAAUUUAAUCUAAAUAAAAAUGAGAGAUGGAUUUUAUUCAGAUGUAUGUUGUUUUUAAUGUGAACGGCGUUUGCCAGACUGUAGCUGUUCUCUUUUAUUUUUUUUAUUUUUUUUCCCUUUUCCAUUCUGAGUGACUCUCCACCAGCCUGUCUUGUGGUCUGUUCGUGGUCUAUUUUUACAAAAGUAGCCUAAGCACAAUAGAAAUACCAAAAAAUAUCUCUAUUUUUCUGUUUUCUGUUUUUUUUCUUCUCCUGGUCUUGUUUAUAACGAAAUACUAGAACCUCAUAACUGAAUUAAUCUCAGUGUGACACAUUGUUGUAAAGAAAUGUGCUUUAAGGAAUGUAAUAAAGUGUUUUUCUUUUGUA
Messenger RNA from Astyanax mexicanus (Mexican tetra), 6848 nucleotides. RefSeq names its product RAR-related orphan receptor C b (gene rorcb). Gene Ontology annotation, biological process: regulation of transcription by RNA polymerase II. Gene Ontology annotation, molecular function: RNA polymerase II cis-regulatory region sequence-specific DNA binding; zinc ion binding; nuclear receptor activity. The transcript has 10 exons. Lineage: Eukaryota; Metazoa; Chordata; Actinopteri; Characiformes; Acestrorhamphidae. Gene Ontology annotation, cellular component: nucleus. The record is from RefSeq and is a predicted model, not a curated record. The coding region runs from base 278 to 1756 and encodes 492 amino acids.